Messenger RNA from Papilio machaon (common yellow swallowtail), 2078 nucleotides. It is a transcript of the gene Men-b, whose product is annotated as NADP-dependent malic enzyme. Gene Ontology annotation, biological process: malate metabolic process; pyruvate metabolic process. Gene Ontology annotation, molecular function: NAD binding; malate dehydrogenase (decarboxylating) (NAD+) activity; malate dehydrogenase (decarboxylating) (NADP+) activity. Bases 148 to 2007 code for a protein of 619 amino acids. Gene Ontology annotation, cellular component: mitochondrion. The record is from RefSeq and is a predicted model, not a curated record. The transcript is spliced from 12 exons. NCBI's taxonomy places the organism in Eukaryota, Metazoa, Arthropoda, Insecta, Lepidoptera, Papilionidae.
UCAGAAACGGAACGUAAUCCGAAAUCUACACGCAUAGCCUCACAUGGAGGGCGUUAACAAAAUAUUUUAAAAUAAUCACAGUACUCGGAGAGUGAAACGUACAAUAAUUGUGAAUUGCAUUAUAGUAGAUGAAAUAUAUUUUUUAAAAUGUUUUCGUGUGUCCCGAGGUCAUUGAAAUGUUGUACAAAUAUAGGUCCCAAAAGGGCUCUACCUUACGCCCUAACGAAUACCCCAGUGUUCUUGGAUCCAUCAGUACCACAAUGCAGAACUUACCACGAAGUGACUGGCAACAUUAUUUGCCCCAAUAUGGUGCGAGGCAUCGACCAUCUGAGGGACCCACGCCUCAAUAAGGGUCUCGCAUUCACACUAGAAGAGCGGCAAGCUCUCGGUAUACACGGCUUAUUGGCUGCCAAGUUUAAAACUCAAGAGGAACAACUGGACAUCUGUAGAAUAUCUAUAGACAGAUAUGAGGACAAUUUGAAUAAAUAUCUUUACCUCGUCGAGUUACAGGACAGAAAUGAGAAGUUAUUCUUUAGACUUUUAUCAGAGAAUGUGGAGAAAUAUUUGCCAAUCGUUUAUACUCCGACCGUCGGUCUGGCGUGUCAGAGAUUCGGCCUUAUAUACAGAAGGCCUAGAGGUCUCUUUAUCACUAUCAAUGAUAAAGGACAUAUAUUUAACAUAUUGAAGAAUUGGCCCGAGCCUGAUGUAAGAGCGAUAGUCUUCACCGACGGUGAACGGAUCUUGGGUCUAGGUGACUUGGGGGCGUACGGUAUGGGCAUCCCAGUCGGCAAGCUCUCGCUAUACACCGCCCUUGCCGGUAUCAAACCCCACCAGUGUUUGCCGAUCACUCUCGAUGUUGGAACUGACAAUCAGGAUCUGUUGGAAGAUCCCCUGUACAUCGGACUGCGACAACGGCGUACAAGAGGGAAGGAAUACGAUGAGUUUAUUGACGAAUUCAUGGAGGCGUGUGUACAGAGAUACGGACAGAACACAUUGCUACAGUUCGAAGACUUUGCUCUAAUAAACGCGGGACGUUUACUCCAGAAGUACAGGAACAGAUACUGCACAUUCAACGACGACAUCCAGGGCACAGCGAGCGUGGCCGUGGCCGGUCUCAUGGCCGCAGUCAGGGUCACUAAACGGAAACUCAGCGAGAAUAUAUACCUCUUCCUAGGAGCGGGGUCUGCUUCCAAUGGCAUCGCUAACUUGACAGUGGCGGCUAUGAUGUCGGAAGGUCUGACAGAGAGACAGGCGAGGGAGCGAGUGUACAUGUUUGAUGUGGACGGUCUUCUGUCCACGAGACGGGAGGGCGGAGUACCAGAGCAUGCGAAAGCUUUUGGCAAAGAUAUAGAACCGGAGAAAGACUUUGAGGCUUGCGUUGCCAAGAUCAAGCCCAGUUGUCUUAUUGGUUGUUCGACUGUUGGUGGAGCAUUCACACCGAAUGUUCUGCAGCAGAUGGCAAAGAACAUCGAGAGGCCGGUCAUCUUCGCACUGUCUAACCCCACCAGCAAGGCGGAGUGCACCGCACAGGAUGCCUACGAUCACACUGAGGGUCGUUGUAUUUUCGCUUCGGGGUCCCCUUUCCCGCCGGUGAAGUACAACGGCAAGGAAUACCACACUGGGCAGGGUAACAACUCCUACAUCUUCCCCGGUAUUGCACUCGGAGUUAUUGCCACAGCCACACAUCACAUACCCGAGACUAUGUUCCUGACUGCUGCCAGAACUUUAGCUAAUUACGUGAGUGAAGCAGAUCUAUCUAUCGGUCGUAUCUAUCCCUCGCUGGCCGAGGUGAAAGAUGUCUCUCUCUCUAUCGCGAUAGAGGUUGCUAAGAUGGCUUACGAUGAGGGUCUAGCUUCAGUUUAUCCGGAGCCGAAAGAUAUAUCGAAACACGUGGAAAACCAAAUGUACAACUUUAACUAUGAGAGCUCUAUGCCUGUGGUCUGGGGCUGGAAACCAGAAGAGAAGUUUAACGUAAGACCAAUACAACCUGUACCCAAAAAUAUUUAAACUUAAAAUUAUGACAGAUAAAUUAUUACACCAUUACUUAAUCAGUGUUGCCAUAAAAAUGACAAUCUGGA